Anolis carolinensis (green anole) is the source of this 4420-nucleotide messenger RNA. RefSeq names its product membrane metalloendopeptidase (gene mme). Gene Ontology annotation, cellular component: plasma membrane. Lineage: Eukaryota; Metazoa; Chordata; Lepidosauria; Squamata; Anolidae. Bases 311 to 2563 code for a protein of 750 amino acids. Gene Ontology annotation, molecular function: metalloendopeptidase activity. Gene Ontology annotation, biological process: amyloid-beta clearance; protein processing. The record is from RefSeq and is a predicted model, not a curated record. The transcript has 23 exons.
GACAGACCGACCGACCGACCGACCUCCGUUGGGUUGGCGAUGCCUCUCCUCCGGGCAAGGAAGGCAGCCUGAGCCCCGGGGGAGGAAGAGAGAGAAAGACACACAGAGAGAGCGCGCCGCCUCCCCUUCGCCUUGCCUUGCCUUGCUCUGCCCCCCAUAUCUCCCCCCCCCCCUCCCGGUGACUUCUCUCGCCUCCCACCUCCGCCCCUUUUUCGCCUUUUCUCUCCCCCCUCCAAAAAAAAAAUUGGCCGGGGAUGCGUCUGUUCUUAUCUGGCUCGAACUUCUCCCAGGAGCAGCGGGACUCUAGGUUAUGGGCAAGUCAGAAAGUCAGAUGGAUAUAACUGAAAUGAACUCUCCAAAACAAAAGAAAAAACAGCGAUGGAGCGCUCUGGAAAUAGGGCUAACUGUUGUAGUGAUUCUCCUUGCAAUUGUGGCUAUCACAAUGAUCGUUCUGUAUGCUACCUAUGACGACGGUAUCUGUAAAACAUCUGAUUGCAUAAAAUCAGCUGCCCGAAUAAUUGCUGACAUGGAUCCAACAGCAGAACCUUGUGAAAAUUUCUAUCAGUUUGCUUGCGGAGGAUGGUUAAAGAAGAACAUCAUCCCAGAAACAAGUUCCCGUUAUAGUAACUUUGACAUUUUAAGAGAUGAGCUAGAAGUUGUUUUGAAAGACGUCCUCGACAAGGAAAACAAUGAUGAUAUAGAAGCUGUUAAGAAAGCAAAAAUGCUCUACAGAUCUUGCAUAAAUGAGACAACUAUUGAUAGCAGAGGAGGGAAACCACUCAUCAACAUAAUGAGAACUUUUUCGGACUGGCCUGUGGCAUUGGAUACCUGGGACCGUGAUUAUGGUGCCUCGUGGACAGCUGAAAAAUCAAUUGCAGAGCUAAACUAUCAGUAUGGGAAAAGGGUCAUCAUUAAUGUCUUUGUUGGUACAGAUGAUAAGAAUUCUACGCAACAUAUAAUUCAUAUAGAUCAACCUUCGCUUGGACUCCCUUCCCGUGAUUACUAUGAAUGCACUGGAGUUUACAAGGAGGCAUGCUCAGCCUAUGUUGAUUUUAUGAUUUCCGUAGCAAAGCUGAUCCGCCAAGAAAGAAACCUUACCAUCAACGAGCCAGAAAUUGCUGCAGAAAUGAGAAGAGUAAUGGCUCUGGAGACAGAGAUUGCAAAUGCUACCACCAAAGCUGAUGACAGAACCGACCCCCUUUUACUGUAUAACAAAAUGACACUCGAGGAUAUCCAGAAGAAUUUCUCUUUGGAAUUCGAUCACAAGCAAUUCAGCUGGCCAAUAUUCUUCAAUAAUAUUAUGUCAGUAGUGAAAAUUGACAUUGAAAAUACAGAAAAUGUGAUUGUUUGUGCUCCAGAAUAUCUAAUCAAGCUAGAAUCUAUCCUUAAUAAAUACACAGCCAGAGACAUUCAAAACUACAUGAGCUGGCGAUACAUAAUGGAAAUGGUAAACAGUCUGAGCCGUGAAUACAAGGACACAAGGAAUAAUUUCCGUAAGGUGCUGUAUGGUACAACAUCAGACACUGCUGUUUGGCGACGUUGUGCAAAUUACGUCAAUGGCAAUCUGGAAAAUGCUGUGGGGAGACUGUAUGUAACAGAAGCAUUUGCUGGAGAAAGUAAGAAAAUGGUUCAAGAUAUGAUUACACAAAUCCGUGAAGUUUUUAUACAUACACUGGAAGAACUCACUUGGAUGGAUGCAGAAACCAAAAAGAAAGCAGAAGAAAAGGCUCUAGCAAUUAAAGAAAGAAUUGGCUAUCCUAAUGAGAUCAUAAUAGACACUGCAAAGCUGAAUGCAGAAUACAAAGAUUUGAACUACAAAGAAGAAGAAUAUUUUGAAAAUAUGGUGGAGAACUUAAAGUUUGCCCAAAAGGAAAGGCUGAAGAAGCUCAGAGAAAAAGUCGACAAGGAAGAGUGGAUAAGUGGAGCAGCUGUAGUGAAUGCCUUUUAUUCAGCAAACAGAAAUCAGAUUGUUUUUCCUGCAGGAAUUUUGCAACCGCCUUUCUUUAGUGCAGCCCAGCCUAAAUCUUUGAAUUUUGGUGGCAUCGGCAUGGUCAUUGGCCAUGAAAUCACACACGGCUUUGAUGACAAUGGUAGAAAUUUUAAUGCAGAUGGAGACCUAGUAGACUGGUGGAGUCAAGAAUCUGCAAACAAUUUUAAGAAACAGUCCGAGUGUGUGGUAUACCAAUACGGAAAUUUCUCGUGGGAUCUGGCUGGUGGACAACACCUCAGUGGAGUCAAUACUCUUGGGGAAAACAUCGCCGAUAAUGGUGGCAUUAGACAAGCAUACAGGGCUUAUGAGAACUUUGCCAAAAAGAAUGGGAAAGAGAAACUCCUUCCUGGGCUUGACUUCAACCAUAAGCAGCUGUUCUUCCUGAACUUUGCACAGAUAUGGUGUGGAACAUACAGACCGGAAUAUGCUGUCAACUCUAUUAAAACAGAUUCCCACAGUCCUGGCAAGUUCAGGGUUCUGGGAACAUUACAAAACACGGCAGAGUUUUCCGAGGCCUUCAAAUGUGCCAACACGCAAUACAUGGAUCCUGCAAAAAAGUGCCGAGUUUGGUGACAGGGUUACCAAGAAAAAAGAAAUUUCCAGGAAUCUGGUGUGGUUUGAAAGCUGCCAGGAGAUUUGCUGCAAAAGGAACAAUAACAGAAACUGAUCAAAUGCACUAAAGCAAUGCAGUCUCCAAAAGAAAAAGAAAAAAAAGAACUAAAUACCUUGCUAAGGCAGUCACUGCCAACCAUUACAUGGACUCAACUUGGGAAAUGCUAAAAGGCUGAAUACCUAAAGUCUCUUCAUUUUUAAAAAAUAAUGAAACAAUUUAUUUCUGAUUUUCACUCAGUCUGCUGAUUUUAUUUAAUAUUUCAACCAGAUCACCCAGACAUUAGCUUGAAAACAUAUUGAACCAUUAGAAGUGUGCUUAGACUUAACAAUCUGCUGUCCUAUAAAUUUUGUUUAUUUAUAGUCAGAUGAUAGAGGGGGGUUUCAAGUAACACAGUAGCUUGGAUGUGAAAUAUUGUGAUGAGUUAAGGAGGCCAUGACUGAGUAGGUGGGGUUCUUUAAUAUCUCCCAUUUAUGGCUCCCAAAAGCUUUUCCAAUAUCUUGUUUUUCAGAGGUGGACUUAGGAAAAAGAAAAAUUUAGGAGCCCUAUGACAAGACUGAUCAAGCUUAACCAACUUAGAAACCUAUUUGCAUCCAGACAUUUUCAUACAGUAACACCGAUGACAUUAGCUGCAGUAAGAAGUAGCUAGUCCUGAAUAAAAACUGGUGACUCCAUUUGCCAUGACCAUCCCUGUUCUCAACAGAAGAUGUGCAAGAUCAGUAGUACAUGAUGGAGUAGUACAAUAACGAUGGAGGUGUGCAACCAGAUACAAUUCAGUUUUUUGCAGGAUUUGGUGUAUGUAUAAUUGGCUCUGGCCCAGUUUUGGCUGAAGUAUUGCCACCCAACAGGCCUUGAUUUCCCCCAUUUCUGCUGCUUUUUAUCUUACAGGGGAACAGCUUCACAGGACAGACUUUCUCCCUCUGCCUCCAUGAAAUAUUGCAUAUGGGAGUCUAGUCUGUGCAAAACACCUACCCCACAUCCUGUGCACUGUCUCUUAAGGCUUUCCCUGUUUCAUUUUUAUUUGAAGUCAUUUUUUAAAGAACAAUCCAAAGACGAAUUGUAACCUACUUAAGAGAUUAAUGAUUGACCAAAAUUACUAUGUGCUGCUUUCCAGUCAAAAUGAUACUGUAGAUAAUUUAUUACUGUUUUUAGCAUAUGUUGUAUUCAAUCCAGAUGUAAUCAAAAAUUCAUGUUUUUUUCUAGGAUUAUCCUGCUUUAUUUCAAAUCUUGUGCUUUUUUUUAAAGGAAAAAUUUGUAAUAAUAUAUAAGAUUAUAAGAUCAUACUUUUUAUAUUUAAUUCUGAGCUAUACCAGACAUGAACUGUUAUAUAUUAUUACAAUUGGUAUAUAUCAUUGGUGUGUCAGGAUCAUUCUGAACACAGAAGUCUCUAUCAAUUGGAGGUACAGACGGGUGAAAUGAUUUUGAAAUAAACUGCUAGAAGGCCAGUUCUACAACUACUGGGACCUACGCACCUAAUGUGAAUGAUGUUUAUAAUUCCUCUGAAUCAGCAAGACCUUUUGCUUCAGUAAUAAUAUUACUAUCGUAGUGUUUGCAUAUCUGGACUCUUAGUAGUAUGAAGUCUUUUGAAAUCUGCUAUAAUAAUUUUAAGUGCUCUCCCACAGGUGGCCUAGGAACAUAUUGCUUCUGGUAUUGAAGCACAGAGAAAUUUCCAAAUAAAAUAAAUAAAUACCAGAUACCUCGGAUGACUUAGAUGGGUCUAUUUCUGUGCAUUUAAAGAAUCUAUGUGCAUUUUACUUUACAAAUUUGUCAUUGGAUGAAGCAUUUUAUAAUUAAAUGGAAUCCACAUUUCUUAUUGUCUA